UGAAUACCAGAUUCAUCAUGUCUCUGCUGGUUCUCCCCAAUGAAGCUCUCCUUAUAAUUUCAGAAAAUCUACAUUGUUACAGAGACAUCCGAGCAUUACGCCUUUCAAACCGCCGCUUCUACUCUCUACUCACACAAUGCCUGACUCAAUCCAGCACUGCAAAAUGCCACGAGACUCUUCUCCGCUGUGCAGCAACAGCAGGGGAUAUAACACUCGCCACAGAACUCUUGGAUAAUCUCGCCACAAAAUUUCCUAGUCAAAAGAAGACAAAACGCAGCAUCCAGGACAUCGACUCGGCCAUUCAUUCCCAUCCGUUGUUCAGAAAAGGAUACCCACCAGAGACAAUUCUCGAUAUCCAAUCUGCCCUUCUUACAGCCGUUAAAGCAAGAUUCAAACACUUUGUAGCUCUCCUUCUCGAUCGGGGCGCACGCGCAGACUUUCAAUUCCCCUACAAAAUCGAACGAGGCCGCCAAAUAGCAUCACCCACCCCGCUCUAUCUAGCCGUUCGGUCCGCCGAUAAUGGGAUCUUCGAUGUGUUAGUUGAGAACGGGGCCCAGUUUUGCCAUAGUGACUGCCCGCUUGUUUUAGCAGUGCGGGAUCGCCAAUUCCACAUGAUCAAGGUCCUCGUGGGAAAAGGGCGCUGUAUGCAUCGCUCGAGUCUCUUCGAGGAAGUGCUUCAUUUAAAUGAUCGUGCGACGUUUGACCAUCUAAUAGAUGUUGGGCUUCGGGUUGACCUGUUCGGUGAUGGCGCGUUAUUCUUUUUCAUCGCGAAGGGCGAUGAAACGAUGGUGCGGUAUCUACUUGUGAAAGGGGCAAAUCCUCAUCUAGCUGGAUAUGUAUCGGCUGACAGAUGGACUUUCUACUCUGAUUUUCAUUGCGUGUCUUCGGAUUACCAUAGCACUGUUUACGUUGCCAUUCUGGGUGGCCAUACGCGUAUAUGCAAGAUGUUGGUUGAAGAAUAUAGAGUCAUUCCUGAUCGAGAGGAUUUGAAUUUAGCACAGAAGACGGGAAAUCGGCAAAUUAUUGACCUGCUUUCUGGUCUGCCUUAUGAUGAUGUUCCAAGGAAGCCGCCGAUCUAUGAAAAAGUCAUUGCUAUUGCUAAUAAAGAUGCUUGGAGUUAGUCAAUUUAAUGAAGCAGUUGAUAUGUUCUAGACUUGGUUUACACAGUAUGAAAAUAC
This is a messenger RNA of Aspergillus wentii DTO 134E9, 1178 nucleotides long. RefSeq lists its product as uncharacterized. The record is from RefSeq and is a predicted model, not a curated record. Bases 18 to 1121 code for a protein of 367 amino acids. The transcript has a single exon. Lineage: Eukaryota; Fungi; Ascomycota; Eurotiomycetes; Eurotiales; Aspergillaceae. Gene Ontology annotation, molecular function: protein binding.